CGGACAUCACAACUUGCUUUCGAGAGUCGACAACUCCAAUAUUCUGAAACGCUUGUCGGUCCUAUUCCGGCCUACCACCUCUCUCAUCUACCCGACAGUCCCAUUUCAACCAUGGAUCCGGGGUUCUCAAUGGACGACAUUGCUCCGAUCGCUAUUCUCAUGGAUGAACUGCGGGCGGAAGACGUUCAACUUCGUCUGAACGCCAUUCACCGCAUCGCUACCAUCGCGCUUGCCCUAGGCCCUGACCGUGCCCGUGAAGAGCUCCUUCCCUUCUUGCAAGAGUCUGUGGACGACGAGGAUGAGGUUUUGCUCGCAUUGGCGGAGGAGCUUGGGAGGAACUUCGAGCAAUUCAUCGGCGGGCCAGAGUACGCGCAUCUCUUGCUCGGGCCUCUAGAGAAUCUCUGUGCAGUUGAGGAGACGCUUGUGCGGGACAAGGCCGCAGAGUCGAUCACCAAAAUAUCCGCCGUCAUGAGCCAAGCCCAGGUCGAGCAGUUCUAUAUUCCCCUUCUCAACCGACUCUCACACGGCGAAUGGUUUACAUCGAGGACGUCGUCAUGCGCUCUCUUCCCGUCGGUGUACGACAAAGCCUCCCCUCCAGUCCAGGAUGAGUUGCGGAGAAGCUUCGCGACGUUAGGCACGGACGACACGCCGAUGGUGCGGCGAGCAGCCGCAAAGUGGCUCGGUCCGCUCGUCAAGAAGUUCGCCAAGCCCAAUGUACUCGGAGAUGGUCUCGCGAUCUAUCGCAGACUUCAGCUGGACGACCAGGACUCUGUUCGUUUGUUGACCGUGGAAGAUCUCAUUGCCAUCGCCCAAUCGUUCUCACCCGCAGAGGUCAAAGAGCACUUGCUGAAGCAGAUCAGGCAGACAGUAGGGGAUAAGAGCUGGCGCGUACGGUAUAUGUCGGCGACCCACUUCAACGAGCUUGCGGAGGCAGUAGGGCAGGAGCUCGUCCGAGAAGAGUUGAUCGGACACUAUGUACAGCUGCUCAAGGACAACGAGGCCGAAGUUCGCACUGCUGCGGCAGGUCAGAUUCCAGGGUUCUCUAAACUACUCGAGAAGGAAGUCAUCUUGAACCGGGUUGUCCCGUGCGUUCGGGACCUCUGUCAAGACACUUCUCAGCACGUCCGUGCCGCCUUGGCUAACCAGAUCAGCGGCCUCGCUCCGUUGCUCGGAAAAGACUCCACCAUCGAACACCUCUUGCCCCUAUUCCUGCAUCUCCUGAAGGACGAAUUCCCCGAGGUUCGGCUGAACAUCAUCAGCAAACUCGACCAGGUCAACGCUGUGAUUGGCAUCGAACUCUUGUCGGAGAGCUUGCUUCCGGCUAUCGUCGAGCUGGCUGAAGAUAAGUCAUGGCGCGUGCGGCAAGCCAUCAUCGAGUACAUCCCUCUGCUCGCGAACCAGCUGGGCAAGUCGUUCUUUGACGAACAGCUAGGCAACCUCUGCAUGUCAUGGCUCGGUGACAACGUGUACAGCAUCCGGGAGUCGGCGAUUGUCAACCUCAAGAAGCUUACUGAGGUAUUCGGCGUUGACUGGGCGAAGGUUCAGAUUGUACCGAAGGUAGUCGGCAUGGGACAACAUCCGAACUACCUGUACAGAAUGACAACUGUUCAAGCGAUCACCGUCAUCGCGCCGUCCUUAACGCUCGACAUUGUCCGUGCCGAGAUUCUGGACAACCUGCUGCACCUCGCGAACGACCCGAUACCCAACAUCCGCUUCAAUGUCGCGAAGGCCCUGGAGGUCCUUGCGACUACAUUUGGAGACACCGCGGACGGCCGCCAGGUGGUUCAGCAGAAGGUGUUGCCUGUGCUGGAGGCGCUUAAGAACGACUCGGACGCAGAUGUGCGCUUCUUUGCGCUCCGUGCCUUGCAGAAAGCGCACGAGGUCGGCGCCUGAGGACGCAGGCUCGUUCGCUGGUGUGGACCGUCCUGCGUUAGACGUCGUACAAUUAAGUUGGGAUGGUCGGAACAUGAAGAAUCAGAAUGUAUUGUACAGCUUCCUUGUUUCGAUGUCAAUAUUGCAGCUGCUCACUUGUCAAGUUC
This is a messenger RNA of Fomitopsis serialis, 2039 nucleotides long. RefSeq names its product ARM repeat-containing protein. Lineage: Eukaryota; Fungi; Basidiomycota; Agaricomycetes; Polyporales; Fomitopsidaceae. The coding region runs from base 112 to 1893 and encodes 593 amino acids. The transcript has 10 exons. The record is from RefSeq and is a predicted model, not a curated record. Gene Ontology annotation, cellular component: cytoplasm; protein phosphatase type 2A complex. Gene Ontology annotation, biological process: protein dephosphorylation. Gene Ontology annotation, molecular function: protein binding; protein phosphatase regulator activity.